Achroia grisella is the source of this 1968-nucleotide messenger RNA. RefSeq names its product proclotting enzyme-like. Gene Ontology annotation, biological process: proteolysis. The record is from RefSeq and is a predicted model, not a curated record. The transcript has 12 exons. NCBI's taxonomy places the organism in Eukaryota, Metazoa, Arthropoda, Insecta, Lepidoptera, Pyralidae. The coding region runs from base 145 to 1716 and encodes 523 amino acids. Gene Ontology annotation, molecular function: serine-type endopeptidase activity.
GGCCGAAGCAUUUUGCGAAGCGACUCCUUGUGGGCCGCACAUCCGCACAACGCGGCGUCCGGCUUACCCCUUUUACUGUCUAACCGUUCUCUAUAUUUAAGUUUAAAUUUUGUGAAUGUAGAAAUAUUAAUAAUUAGCAACAUAAUGUUAAGAAUUAAAAUAAUAUUUUUUUUCAUAUAUAACCUGACGUUUAUUUCCGGGAGUGUUUCCGAUGUUCGUAAAGGAUUUUUCACAAGGGAUGGCGAACUCUAUACUGAUGAUGCAGUUAUUAUAGAUGCGUCAGUUAGCCGAGUAAGGCGCCACGAAUCAAACGGCACUCGAGAUGCGAAGCAAAUGUUGUUAUUACAACUAAGACAGUCAGAUGGAGAGUUCGGCUUGGAGUGCGAGACAACACUCGGAAAAAAAGGGACAUGUAAAAGCUUCCGGGACUGUUACCCUCUAUUCAAAGUAGCAGAUUUAUCCGGAUGGGACGGAUGGGUCAUGGGCCAUUACGAUACAUGUAGCUAUAUUAACAACGACAACACGGAGGUAUUUGGCGUAUGCUGCACAGAACCUGUUGGCACACCUCCGCAGCAAGAGCCUGAUGUACAACGUUUGGGCAUCCUCCCGCAAGCCCUACCUGUGCCGAUACCGCCCAUGCAAUUAUCCGGGUUUUCCAGCGGAAUUCUACCUGGUCUCUUCCCAAGUAACAUCAAUGUGAGGCAAAUACCAGCACAGUGGCCACCGACGCUGCCACCAUUACCAACGCAUCCACCUGAUCACACUGCCCCCACGCACCCACCCUCAAUUGUUGCAGGUGUGACGACAAAGCCUCCAAAAGCACCGGCCUCAACAACAUGGGCCACGAAGCCUCCAAGUACCACUAAACAGAGUUGGCCUCCUAUGUAUCCAACGCAGCCCAGUAAACCACCAACUAGGCCACCGACUAAGCCGCAACAGCCUGCACAUGAUGGCAGCUGUGGAAUUAAAAAUGGCGCUCAGACUUAUCUUCAAGACGAAGAGAGGAUUGUUGGUGGUCAUAAUGCAGAUUUGAAUGAGUGGCCUUGGAUCGUAGCUCUCUUCAACUCUGGUCGACAGUUCUGUGGCGGGUCAUUGAUUGAUGACCGUCACGUCUUAUCUGCAGCACAUUGCGUCGCCCAUAUGACAUCGUGGGAUGUGGCGCGUCUAACAGCUAGACUUGGAGAUUAUAAUAUUCGUACUAAUGCAGAAACACAACAUAUCGAGAGGAAGAUAAAGCGUGUAGUGAGACAUCGUGGCUUUGACAUGCGCACUUUGUAUAAUGAUGUUGCCGUACUAACUUUAGACCAAACUGUGCCUUUCACGAAAAAUAUUCACCCAGUUUGUUUGCCAAGCGGAGGGAAAGCUUACUCAGGGCUCAUCGCUACUGUUAUUGGUUGGGGCAGUCUUCGAGAGAGCGGCCCUCAACCAUCGAUUUUACAAGAAGUAUCUAUCCCAAUAUGGGGUAAUCCUGAAUGCCGACAAAAAUACGGUGCGGCGGCACCAGGUGGCAUCGUGGAGCAUAUGCUCUGCGCCGGCAAGGCCAGCAUGGACUCAUGUAGUGGUGAUAGUGGUGGCCCGCUGAUGGUGAACGAGGGAGGUCGCUGGACACAAGUAGGCAUCGUAUCCUGGGGCAUAGGUUGCGGCAAAGGACAGUAUCCCGGUGUUUACACGCGCGUCACAGCUUUUUUGCCUUGGAUACAAAAGAAUUCGAAGUAAAGCAAAAUAAAAACCAGGAAGCAAUAUGUCGAUAUAAUUUUCUUAUAAGCGAAAUUGCUAUAAAACGACCGUGGCAUACUGGAUUUUGUAUAUACAUCAAUUCUUUUGAGAAAGACAAUUAGAGUUUCUUGCCUUUCUUAAUAAGUUGAAGAAACAAAUCAGGCCACACAAGUUCGAUUAGCCAUAGCAUAUUUAACUAAACGAAAAAUACGGAAAUGUUCCAUUUUAUGAAUAAAAAUUUCAUAAGUUUAA